AUGGGGAACUGUUGCGCGGCGCCGAGCAGGAGAAGCGCCUUCUUCAGCAGGACGCGGAAUCUGAGGUCCCUCUCCUCCAUCACCAGCGAGGACGUUGAUGAGGAGGAGGGGCGCGGCUCGGAGGUCCUCUCUCCCGUCUCCGUCCUCGGAGAUGGGGCUUCUACUGGGGAGGAUCUGCAGAGGCGCUACCGCCUGGGGGAGGAGCUAGGCCGGGGGGAGUUUGGGGUGACGAGGAGGUGCGAGGAUGCGGAGACCGGGGAGGUUGUGGCCUGCAAAUCUAUCUCGAAGAGGAAGCUGAGGACGGCGGUGGACGUGGAGGACGUCCGCAGGGAGGUGGAGAUCAUGCGUGCCCUUCCCCCUCAUCCUCACAUUGUGAGGUUCAGGGACGCCUUCGAGGAUGCCGAUGCCGUGCACAUCCUGAUGGAUCUCUGCGACGGAGGGGAGCUCUUCGAUCGGAUCGUUGCCAAGGGCCACUUCAGCGAGCACGGCGCUGCCAGUAUUGUUAAGACCAUCGUCGAGGUUGUCCAGGUAGAUCUUCCUCUUCUUGUGGUUGUGCCAGCGGAAAGGGAUUGAGUAGCCAUACUUGGUGGUGGUGUCUGCUUCAGCACUGCCAUCGCCAUGGAGUGACGCAUCGAGAUUUGAAGCCGGAGAACUUCCUGUUCGUGAACAAGACGGAGACCUCCCCGCUCAAGGCGAUCGACUUCGGCCUGUCCGUAUGCUUCGAGCCCGGUAGAUCCAUCGUAAUUCACCUCUAUGAAUGCACCUUCCCGAUUAAUCGAGAUCAAGCAAUCACGCCUUCCGAUUUCCUAUCUGCCGCAGGCGAGAGAUUCAACGACAUCGUCGGAAGUGCGUUCUACAUGGCCCCGGAGGUACUGCGAAGGAACUACGGGCCUGAGGCGGACGUUUGGAGCGCGGGGGUCAUCCUCUACAUCCUGCUGUGCGGAUUCCCCCCAUUUUGGGCAGGUACGACAUCCUGCCGACUGCAUCUAAGUAGCUGCCUCAAUAACUCCCACGAAAAGCGUGAUCAAGAUGAACGGAUCUACUCCACAUAUCAUCAACUGGUUUGAACGGAUUGUCAAGAAUAUCUGAUACUGUGAUGACAUGCGCAGAAACAGAUGAAGGAAUUGCAUACUCCAUUGUUCGAUCGGUUUAUAGCUUCGAGAGAGAACCCUGGCCGAGGAUUUCAGAGGACGCGAAGGAUCUGGUGAUCCACAUGCUGGAUUCAGAUCCCUACACCCGAUUGACAGCUGGUGAAGUUCUAGGUAUCAACCAUCCUCUUCGCAAUCGGUUUCCACAAGAGGAAGCGUUCGUCGACUCCCAGUUCUAGACCGGAGCUAAGAUUCCUCCAUUUAUCUUCUUGAAGAGCACCCAUGGAUCCAGAACGCUGCCACAGGCCCCAACGCUUGUCUCGGGGAAGCUAUCCAAAGUUUCCACAAGCUCAAGCAAAGUGCCUCAAGGGUAAGCUUCAUCACUUCAGGAAGACAAAGCCACCCUCUGUAUCUUUGUGCCCUCUUCUGAAACCUCCUCAAAGGAAGCACAGGUGUCAGAGAACCCAACAUUGGAGAAGCUCAGAGAGGACCUCAAGAACAUCGGAGGGCCGAUUCCAGAUCCAGAGGCUUGGAUGUUGGUGGAAGCUGUGAGGAUCAUCAACCCCUCUCUCUUGAUCGAUUCCAGAUCAAGAACACCAAGUUUUCUUUCCAUCAUCAUCCCACAACGAAAAGCAUGAGGAGAUUCAAGCAUAUUUCUUCUGCAGUGAUCCAGAAAUGACUGCUGGGUUUAUAGCAGAACUAUGAGAGUGGCUCAGUUAUAUGUAGAUCAAGUUGACGGCUGUCCAACUUCUUACUGGGUCCCUGGUCUGAGAUCUUCACAGGCGGACGAGGACGGCGGCGGGUGGCCGGACUGCGAGGAGCUUGUGAUAGCCUCCACCAGCACGACGACGGACCUCCACCUCAUGAAGGCCUUCAGCUACUUCGACAGGAACAGCGGUGGGUUUGUCGAGAUCGACAAACUGAGAGAUGCCCUCGGGGAGAACAAUGAACUGGUUCUAAAAAUCAUCGCCUAUGUGGGCAGCGACAAGGUGAGAGUGACACUUUUCUUUCCUCUCUCUCUCUCUCUCUCUCCUCAUCAAUCUCAAGAAUUCCAUCAUUUUCCAAUCUAGAACUCUGCACCCUCAGACUGCCGACCAUUUGCUCUGUAGAUCCAAUUCCUCUCUGGGCCACAGAUGAUGCGAUCUCCCUGGGUUAAUAAUGGAGAAGAAUCAUCUCAUGAUCCUUACACUUCAUCCCCCAUCUAACAGCGUUGAGCUCUCCAACAAAACUCUGCAGGAGAUAAGGAUCAGCUACGAAGAACUCAAGAUGAGGAUCAUGAUGCUGAUGGCAAGGUCCGAAGAGGACCGGAGGCUGCUGGCGUUGGGCCGCUACUCGACGGCCGUGAAGAACACUCUCAGUUUUAGGUUGUUCGACAAUGGAUGCUCCGAAAGAUAA
Molecule: messenger RNA, 2483 nt
Organism: Spirodela intermedia
Lineage: Eukaryota; Viridiplantae; Streptophyta; Magnoliopsida; Alismatales; Araceae
Source: the annotation of a GenBank genome assembly